UCACGUUAUAUGGGCCUUGACCACAGGGAACCACUUAAAAUUAUGCACGAAACACAUUCACAAUGCACGUGUGUACAUGUACGUGUUUUGCAAUCUUUUGUGGUCGUGUACAAGUUAAGUUACCACAAUUGGCCUAGUCCUAAGUUGGAGUUGUCGACGGAUGCAGAACAGUCUUUGGUCUUUAAUCUGUCACCAACUUUAAACAUGGCGAAAACAAUUAAGAAACAGAAGCGAAAGGACAAGAUCAGUAAAUCUGCCUCUAGCUCCAAUCCAGAUCGGCUCAAGGGAGCUGGAGGCCACAAUAUGCGUGACAGGACAACAAUCAAACGACUGAAGAUGUACAAAGGAGGCAAACCUACAAGGAAUGCAGCAGGCAAGAUCAUCAAGUCAGCAGUGUUCCAAUCUCGCUUGCCAUCCGGGUCAGUGGCUAGGGUGGAGCCUAACCGUAGAUGGUUUGGUAACACUCGAGUGAUCACACAGUCAGCCUUGCAAACCUUUCAGGAGGAGAUGGGUAAGGUCUUGAAAGAUCCCUACCGAGUGGUCAUGAGACAAACUAAACUGCCUAUCACACUAUUACAGGAGAAAUCCAAGAAUUCGAGAGUUCACAUUUUGGACACAGAAAGCUUUGAAACAACAUUUGGCCCCAAGAAACAAAGGAAGAGGCCCAACCUGAAGGUGUCAGAUUUACAGGAUCUUCUCAAAACUGUGGAAGACUCCGCGGAGAAAUACGAUGAGGAGAAAGACAAAGACCUUGUGACAGACAAUGAAGGGGUCAGGCCAGAGGUCAGAGAGUGGAUCUUUGGAGCAGGGCAGUCAAAGAGGAUAUGGAAUGAGUUGUAUAAGGUGAUUGACUCAUCAGACAUUGUAGUACAAGUCCUGGAUGCUAGGGAUCCCAUGGGUACCAGAUCCAAGUUUGUGGAGACUUACCUGAAGAAAGAGAAACCCCAUAAGCACUUGGUCUUUGUAAUGAACAAGGUGGACCUGGUGCCUACAUGGGUCACGAAACGUUGGGUUGCCCUCCUGUCUGCUGAAUACCCCACUCUGGCAUUUCAUGCAAGUGUCAAGAAUCCAUUUGGUAAAGGCGCCCUCAUUCAACUCCUCAGGCAGUUUGGCAAGCUUCACAUUGACAAGAAGCAGAUUAGCGUUGGCUUCAUUGGUUACCCAAAUGUCGGUAAGAGUUCCAUCAUCAACACUCUACGAGCCAAGAAGGUCUGUAAGGUGGCACCGGUACCCGGUGAGACCAAAGUCUGGCAAUAUAUCACAUUGAUGAAGCGCAUCUUCCUGAUUGAUUGCCCUGGUGUGGUCUACCCAACUGGCGACACAGAUGCAGAGAUUGUCCUGAAAGGAGUGGUGCGGGUUGAAAGGCUUGAGACCCCCGAGGACUACAUUCCAGCCCUUCUUGACCGGGUCAAGCUGGACUAUAUAACGAAGACCUACCGAGUGACUGACUGGACAGAUCCCAAUGAUUUCUUGGAGAAAGUUGCCCAGAGGACUGGCAAACUGCUCAAGGGUGGGGAGCCAGAUGUCCGAACCGUUGCCAAAAUGGUUCUGAAUGACUGGCAACGAGGGAAGGUACCAUUCUUUGUCAAGCCUCCAAACUGUGAACUGGAUCCAGAAAAUGAGAAGGAAGGUGUGUCAGAUAAGACAAAGAUGACAGUUCCCAGUGAUGAAUAUAAAAGUGUUGGACCCCCAGAAACCUCACAAAGUGAAGUAACCAUCACCUCCUCAGUGGAUAAAAACACCGCUUCUGAAAAAUCGCAAGCCACUAAAUGUGUCUCAUCAGUACAUCAGGAUUUCAGUGGCAUUAGCAUAGGGGUGGACUUUGCAAGCGAUGAUUUGCAGCCAGAUGAAAACAGAAGAGGAAGCUCGCCUGUGAGCACUAGCGGAGAGGACGUAGAAAGCCCCCUUGUGGCCAGUACUGGAGAAGUUGACACAGAACGGUCCCAAACAGAUCCAGUUGCUGAAGAUGUGACUGAAAUUGUCCCUGACAAGGACAGAAAGAGGCCAAAAUCAAAGACUCAGAAACUCAAAGCACCCUCCAUGGAAAAAAUGAUAGCCAAGUACAAGUCUAGUGCACCAAACUCAGAGCCAGCCAAUAUUGGUGUGACUGCAUUUGGGGUGAAUGCUUUCCUCAGUCGAGACAAUCAGAAGAUGUUAGCCAGCAUUCAGGCAGCCAGGAAACUCAAGGAAUCUAGCAAGGAAGAAGGGAACUCUGCAACAAAAACAUCCAAAAAGAAACCAGUUGGACGUUCCUUCCUGAAACUUGACAAAGUUGAGGACACUGAAGAUGACAAGAGAGGUCAAAUGAGGAAACGAUAUUUUGAAACAGUAGACGAUGAGGAUGAUGGCAGGAAGGCCAAGCAGAGCAAAGGGUUUACUGCCAAAGAGCGGAGGCGAAACGAAAGGAAAGCACAAUCCAAGAAGACAGGUCAGCACUACUAUGCUACAGCCAAUGUCAAGAAUAAAAACCGCAAUAGGAGCAGAGAUCCCAAUGCUAGACCAAGAAAGGGGAUCAAACAGAGGAGAUAAUGGAUACAAUCUUAUUUAGUUAUGAAUGAUAACUCUUCCACAAUGUAAAUUCUAUUAGAUGAUGAAAGUCUGAAGAUCAUUAAUAAAUCACACCAAUACAUGGAUCCACUAACAUGUAGCCCAUCCAGUGAGCAAGUGAUCAUAUUCCUCUUCAGUGCUACACUGCAUGUUCAAGCCUUGUGCUGCAUUCAGACAUAUAGAGGUCUUUUUCAAAUUUAUAUCAAAACUGUAACUUGUCAAAACACCACUGGGCAGGGUUCAGUACUUUGAUUAAAUGUCUGUUUAACCUAACUUGUUUUCUCUGAAUAUUUUUAGUUGAUAUAAUUCAGGAUCAAGGCAAAAUGGACAACAAUGUUUAAUGGGACAAACAAGAUCCAAUUUUCAAAAUAAUUCACUCAUAAGUUAACCCAGUAUGAAUUUUUAUGUGAAAUAACAGAAUUCCCUGGUGAAAAGUUGUUGAAUUUCAAGAACAAAGAACAGUUUGUCCAGGCCUCGAAAAGAUAUGGGUAUUUAAUGCAAGACUUCUGCAGACUCACUGACAUUGGCUCGGUAGCUGUCAGAUAAAUGCUGUCCACACUAUUUAUGGUUGAUUUCAAGCAGACUUCUGAAAAUGAGGCUUUAAGAGUGUUUAUUAAAAUGAUUACAAAAUA
Messenger RNA from Acanthaster planci (crown-of-thorns starfish), 3179 nucleotides. RefSeq lists its product as uncharacterized. The record is from RefSeq and is a predicted model, not a curated record. Gene Ontology annotation, cellular component: nucleolus. NCBI's taxonomy places the organism in Eukaryota, Metazoa, Echinodermata, Asteroidea, Valvatida, Acanthasteridae. Gene Ontology annotation, molecular function: GTP binding.